AGAUGCCUCGCCCGGGCAAGAACACGUACAGCGACCAGAAGCCGCCCUACUCCUACAUCUCGCUGACGGCCAUGGCCAUCCAGAGCUCGCCGGAGAAGAUGCUGCCCCUGAGCGAGAUCUACAAGUUCAUCAUGGACCGCUUCCCCUACUACCGGGAGAACACGCAGCGCUGGCAGAACUCCCUGCGCCACAACCUCUCCUUCAACGACUGCUUCAUCAAGAUCCCGCGCCGGCCCGACCAGCCGGGCAAGGGCAGCUUCUGGGCGCUGCACCCGAGCUGCGGGGACAUGUUCGAGAACGGCAGCUUCUUGCGGCGCCGCAAGCGCUUCAAGGUGCUCAAGUCCGACCACCUGGCCCCCAGCAAGCCCGCGGACGCCGCCCAGUACCUGCAGCAGCAGGCCAAGCUGCGGCUCAGCGCCCUGGCGGCCGGCGGCACCCACCUGCCGCAGAUGUCCGGCUACAGCCUGGGGGUCUCCCAGCCCUCCAGCUUCAAGCACCCCUUCGCCAUCGAGAACAUCAUCGCCCGCGAGUACAAGAUGCCGGGCGGGCUGGCCUUCUCCGCCAUGCAGCCCAUGCCGGCCGCCUACCCGCUCCCCAACCAGUUGACUACGGUGGGCAGCUCCAUUGGCACCGGCUGGCCCCACAUGUACAGCCCCGGCAUGAUAGACACGGCCACCCCCAUCUCCAUGGCCAGCAGCGAUUACAGUGCCUACGGGGUCCCCCUCAAGCCCCUGUGCCACGGGGGCCAGACUUUGCCAGCCAUCCCGGUGCCCAUCAAACCCACCCCGGCGGCGGUGCCGGCCCUGCCGGCCCUGCCAGCGCCCAUCCCCACCAUCCUCUCGAACUCGCCCCCCUCACUCAGCCCGACCUCGUCCCAGACAGCCACCAGCCAAAGCAGCCCCGCGACGCCCAGCGAGACCCUGACCAGCCCCGCCUCGGCCCUGCACUCGGUAGCCGUGCACUGA
Messenger RNA from Trachemys scripta elegans, 965 nucleotides. It is a transcript of the gene FOXB1, whose product is annotated as forkhead box B1. Gene Ontology annotation, biological process: anatomical structure morphogenesis; regulation of transcription by RNA polymerase II; cell differentiation. Lineage: Eukaryota; Metazoa; Chordata; Testudines; Emydidae. Gene Ontology annotation, molecular function: DNA-binding transcription factor activity, RNA polymerase II-specific; RNA polymerase II cis-regulatory region sequence-specific DNA binding. Bases 3 to 965 code for a protein of 320 amino acids. The transcript has a single exon. The record is from RefSeq and is a predicted model, not a curated record.